This is a messenger RNA of Dimorphilus gyrociliatus, 1322 nucleotides long. NCBI's taxonomy places the organism in Eukaryota, Metazoa, Annelida, Polychaeta, Dinophilidae. The record is from the annotation of a GenBank genome assembly.
AACUGACAACAUCGACUUUCAAAAUGGCGGCGUCCACAAAUGCUACUCUAUCUUUUAGAUGGUUGGAAUUACUGGAAAAAGAAUUCGACAAGGCAUUUGUCGAUUUGGAUUUGCUAUUGGGAGAAAUAGAUCCAGAUCAAUGCGAUAUAACUCUGGAAGGUCGAGAAAAAAUGACGGCGCUAAGCGCCGCUUUUGCCCAACUUUGCCACAAAGCGCAAACGAUUUUUCAAGCCAAUGCCAAACUUGAAGCACAAUUAGUCGACAUGAGAUCCGAUAUUCACGAAGUACGCGGAACAAAGAGUAUCCUCGAGAAAGAAGUUCAUAAUACUCUGUUAGCUCUCCACAAAAGCCAGGUGGAGAUGCAGGAGAAAUUAGGCGUACACGUAACGGACGUAGAAUCCGAAACAAUUAAAAAGAAAUUGGAGGAAGAAAUACAGGCUCGAAAGAAAGUCGCUCUACCUGAGAAAAAGCUUGAUGCCGAAGUAAAAGAACUUCGCCGCGAAAAUUCAGAGCUUCGACAAUUUAUUCUGGCUUUACAAAGUGAAGUAUACGGAGCACGUUUAGCUGCAAAAUACUUGGACAAAGAAUUGGCCGGAAGAAUCCAACAAAUUCAACUAAUUAAUAGAGAUAUUAAGGGACCCGAACACGACAAAGUUUGGAAUCAGUUAGAAGCCGAAAUUCAUUUACAUCGUCACAAAACAGUCAUUAGGGCUUGUAGAGGUCGGAAUGCUAAAAACAAAAAGUUACCCUCUCCCCCCGAACACGAUUUUCAAACUCUUAAAAAGCAGCAAGGAGUAGGAGAGGUACGGACAGUAAGUUUGUACAAAGGACCGGACGAGGGGUUAGGAAUAAGUAUAACUGGUGGAAAAGAACACGGAGUACCGAUUCUCAUCUCUGAAAUACACGAAGGUCAACCUGCGGAAAAAUGCUCAGCUCUUUACGUCGGAGACGCUAUCCUCGCUGUCAACGGUAUAGAUCUUCGAGGGGCAAAGCAUACAGAAGCAGUUAAUGUUUUAUCUCGGCAGCAAGGUGAUAUCGAAAUGAAGGUAGUUUUCGUCGCUCCCGACGACGAAAGUGACGAUGAUCAGACUGACGUGGAGGACGCCUAUGGAUUUCGAUAUAGAAUAUUCGAUGAAGUUGUUUGCGAUUCUCCCAUUAACAAUACUGUUAAUGGGGCUGUUGAUAAUGGUCCAGUUGCUAGUAGGGGAGCAAGCGUUGAAAGGAUGUCUGGCGAUGAGCCUGCUCCAAGCGCAAGUUCCAGCGUUCAAAAUUCACCUGACAAAAAGCCUUUGCUACAGACUAACAGUCCAAGUGAAGAGUAG